Molecule: messenger RNA, 643 nt
Organism: Ochlerotatus camptorhynchus
Lineage: Eukaryota; Metazoa; Arthropoda; Insecta; Diptera; Culicidae
Product: nuclear nucleic acid-binding protein C1D-like
Exons: 2
Coding region: 51-509 (152 amino acids)
Biological process (GO): maturation of 5.8S rRNA; regulation of gene expression
Cellular component (GO): nucleolus; exosome (RNase complex)
Molecular function (GO): DNA binding; RNA binding
Source: RefSeq, a predicted model, not a curated record
UUAAUAUGUAUUCCCUUGGAUAAACACAGUCUUCGCCAAAUCACACAAAAAUGGACACCCUCGAAGCGGAAGAAUUCGACUACGGCGAGUUGAAGAACGACACCGCCUUCAUCAAGAAAAAUGAAACCCUAUCCGAGUGCAUCGAGCGGAUCCGACAGAAUCUGGCCGUUGCCCGGGAGGACUACAAAAACUACGAAAGCUUCACGCUGGAGGAGAAGGUCAAGUACGAUCUGCAUCUGUCCUACAGUAUCAACUCGCUGUACUGGAUGUACUACAAAAUCAUCGGAUUGGAUCCGAACAAGCACGGAAUCAAAGACGAACUGACUCGCAUCAAGGCGGCCAUGGUCCGGGAGAAGGAAAUCUACGACCGCCGGUUCAACCGGCCGCUGCUAGAUCAAGGAGCCGCCAAGCGGUUCGUUCGGGCCGGACUGUACGACCACAAGAAUCGUGAUAAACCGAUGGACAAGGCGGACACCCCGCCCAACAAGAAGAUUCGGUUCGAAGAUUAAUGUCCGGUGGAAGGAAAUAACGAGCAACACGCUUCCUGGGGGUACAAAUUUUCUAUUUUGUAUAAUAUAAUAACUUUUGUGUCUAUAAUAGGCUAGAUCCGAAUACUGUUAGCUGUAAUUUAUCCACUAUUUUU